Portunus trituberculatus (swimming crab) is the source of this 4793-nucleotide messenger RNA. RefSeq names its product angiotensin-converting enzyme-like. Lineage: Eukaryota; Metazoa; Arthropoda; Malacostraca; Decapoda; Portunidae. Bases 91 to 4284 code for a protein of 1397 amino acids. Gene Ontology annotation, biological process: proteolysis. Gene Ontology annotation, cellular component: plasma membrane. Gene Ontology annotation, molecular function: peptidyl-dipeptidase activity; metallopeptidase activity. The record is from RefSeq and is a predicted model, not a curated record. The transcript is spliced from 28 exons.
ACUUGGCCAUAUUAUCUCUGACUUGACUGAGCCAGAAGGCGAGAGCGCUGAAGUGCAGGGCAGUGUGGAGUGGCACGUUGAACGAUCAGCAUGAGAGGUCACACGCGUGGCCCUUGCUUGGCUCUUCUGGGGCUGGCCCUUCUUGUUUCCCCUCUGCAUGCUCUUAAUACCAAUGAAGUGGAAGCUGAGGAGUUCAUGAAAGAGCUGAAUGUCAGAUUCAACCAUGAGUGCAACAAGGAAAUGGUCGCACGGUGGGACUAUAUCACGGACGUCACUGACCCAGACAAAGAGGCAACAGCGAAUGCGGCAGCAGUGAGUUACCUGAACUUCAAGGGCGAGGCAGCAGUGAACAGCUCCCAGUAUGCCUAUGAUGGCUUCAAUGACAUCGAGUUGUAUCGCCGCUUCAGGUUCCUCUCCAAGAAGGGCCCGGGUGCGCUGGACCAGGAGGAGCUGACAGAGUACAAGGCGCUUCAGGCCAACAUGGAAACGACCUACAGCACGGCCACCAUCUGUGACUUCUACAACCCCCAGCAGUGUGACCUCAUCCUGGAACCCGACAUUGAAGCUAUUAUGGCAUCCUCCACAAACUGGGAUGAGCUAAAGUACGUCUGGGAGCAGUGGCGAGACAACACUGGCAAGCUGAUGAGGAAGGACUUUGUGCGUUUUGUGGAACUCUCAAACAAAGCAGCCACACUUGAUGGUUUUGACAACACGGGUUCCUACUGGCUGAAUGGCUACACGGUGGACCAAAGGGAGGCUGAUACGUACACAGGUGGCCACACACUGAACCCUGUCGAGUUCAGAGAAAUGCUAAGCAGUGUUUGGGAUCAGGUGUCUGAGGGUCUGUACAAGAAGCUCCAUGCCUAUGUGAGGAUGCGUCUACAGGAAGUCUACCCUGGUAAAAUCGACCCAACUGGCCCCAUUCCUUCCCACAUUCUCGGCAACAUGUGGGCCCAGACAUGGGGUAACAUUGGGCACUAUGUGAUGCCAUUCUCUGAUGUUCCAAGCUUUGAUGUCACAGAUAAAAUGCAUGAAAAUGGCUGGGAUAUCAUGAGGAUGUUCAAGGCAGCUGAAGACUUCUUUGAAAGCAUCAGUCUUUAUCCCAUGACUCAAGUGUUCUGGGACCGCAGUGUCAUCAACCAGACUGCCUGGGGCAAAAUGAUGGUGUGCCAUGCUUCGGCAGAAGAUUUCUGCCUGGGCCCAGAUGGAGAUGACUACAGAAUUAAAAUGUGCACGGAGGUAAACAUGGAGGACUUGAUCACAGUGCACCAUGAGAUGGGCCAUAUUGAGUACUUCAUGGCCUACAAAGACUUGCCUCAUGUGUUCAGGGACUCAGCCAAUCCAGGUUUCCAUGAGGCCAUCGGAGAUCUGAUUGCUCUCUCAGUGUCAACACCCAAGCAUCUUGAGAACAUCCUUGGUCUGACACGUAAGACCUCCACCUCCUCCAAGAAUACUAAGGACACCAGGUACACGGAUGAAGAGAAGCAAGACCUCAACUUCCUCAUGGAGAUGGCACUGGAGAAGAUUGCCUUCCUGCCUUUCGGUUACCUGAUUGACAAGUAUCGCUGGGGUGUGUAUGAUAAUUCCAUCACAACAGAGGAGCUUAAUGCUGGAUGGUGGAACCUGAGGGAGUCCCUGCAGGGCGUUACCACACCCGAGGACGUGCGUGGAGAGGAGUUCUUUGACCCUGGCGCCAAGUACCACGUACCCGCCAAUGUGCCUUACAUCAGAUACUUUGUGAGCUUCAUAGUGCAGUUCCAGUUCCAUGAGAGAUUGUGUGCUGCUGCAGGACACACAGGGCCACUCCACACCUGCGAUAUUUAUGGCAAUCAGGAGGCUGGCACCAUUCUUCGGGAAGCACUCAAGAAAGGUUUCUCUGAGCCAUGGCCUGUUGUGUUAAAGGAGCUUGGUGGGUCUGAAAACAUUGAUCCACAGGCCAUUAUCAAGUACUUUGAUCCUCUCAUUAAGUUCCUUGAUGUUGCUCUGGCAGAGGCUGACCAGUGCAUUGGAUGGGGAGAGGACUGUAUUAAAAUAAUAGACGACCUAGAGAAAACCACCUUUUCACCAGAGAAUAAUACAAUGGAGUCUUCUAUGUCAACGGAGGAGCCAACAACUGAAUCUCCUUCUUUGAAUGAGACACAGGCGCUGGAGGACAUGGAUGCUAUGGAUGCAGAAUUGACAGUGUUGGUGCAGAAUGCUACAUUGUAUGACUGGGAAUACUACACUAAUGAAUCUGAUGCAACAGCAGCAGAUGCGAAUGCGGCCUGGGCCCUGGUGAGCCAUGUGUUUAGGGACUGGUACAACAAAACAAUUGCCUUCUACGAAUAUGAGGAGUUUGAAAGUGAAGAUCUCAAACGCCGCUUCAGACUGCAGAAAAACCUUGGUACAUCAGCUCUUUCAGACAAGGACUUGGACAGGUACAGUGCCAUUGUGAAAAAUAUGACCAGCAUCUACAAUGAAGGGAGAGUGGUGGAUAUGAAUAAUGACACAGUUUCUUACGGAAUUGAUGAAUUGGAGAUUAAGAUGGCUGAGACAAAGGACGCAAAGGAACUAGAACACUACUGGACUGAGUGGCGCAGUCACUCAGGGAAGCUUAUGAUAGAUGACUUUGAGGAAUAUAUCACUCUUCUCAACACAGCUGCUCAGGCAAAUGAUUUCAGUGAUGCUGGUGAGAUGUGGGUGGAUGUGUAUACAGAACCCACACUUAACUACACAAGCCAAAAUUUCAAGUCAGAAAUUGAAAGUCUAUGGAAGGAGCUUGAAGGAUUCUAUAAACAACUGCAUGCCUACAUUCGCUUCAGUCUCAAGGAACAUUAUGGGGAUGAUAUAGUUGACUCUGAUUUCAUACCUGCUCAUCUUUUAGGCAACAUGUGGGCACAGAGCUGGGAGAACAUUUAUGACCUUGUGGCUCCUUAUCCAGAAGUGCCAAUUCCUGACAUCAGUGAGGCCCUUGCAGAAAAUAUUGUUGAUACUGAUGAAAUGGUUCGCAUUGCUGAGGACUUCUUCACUAGCCUGGGUCUGUACAACAUGACACAAAGCUUCAAUGACAAUAGUGUGUUUGAGCAAAACGAGCAAGAGUCAAUCAUUUGCCACGCCUCUGCUUGGGACUUCUACAACAUUGUCGAUGAUCCUUCUGAGGGAGACUUCAGGAUUAAAAUGUGUGCAGACAAGAAUCAAGAAGAUUUCAUUGUUAUACAUCAUGAGAUGGGCCAUACCGAGUACCAGAUGUCAUACAGCAUUCCAAGGGGAGAGCGUCCUCUAGUCUUUAGGGAUGGUGCUAACCCAGGUUUCCAUGAAGCGAUUGGAGACACGAUAGCAUUGUCAGUGAGCACUCCAUCACACCUCAAGAUGAUAGAGAACUACUUAACUAGCAAUGCCAAUAAUGCAACAGGUGACUUUGACAUGAUUUCACAUGGUAGUUUCUUCGAAACCGAAUUGGACUAUGGCAAUGGCACCAAUGGCAAUGAGACCAAUGGCAAUAGCACCAGUGAAUACAAACAAAACAUUAAUUUCCUCAUGAAGACUGCACUGGCCAAGAUUGCAUUCUUGCCUUAUGCUUACAUUCUGGAUCAAUGGCGGUGGGAACUGUUUGAAGAUAAUAACAAGCAUGAUGAUUACAACAGGAAAUGGUGGGAGUUGAGAUUAGAUGUUCAGGGGAUCUGUCCACCUGGCCUCCGCCAUCCUAAUGAAGAUUUUGAUGCUGGAAGCAAAUACCAUGUUGCAGACAGUGUUCCUUAUAUUCGUUACUUCGUGGCUCACAUUCUGCAGUUCCAGUUCCACCACAGGCUGUGUGAAAUAGCUUUUGGAGAUCAGUUUGAAGAGACGGAAGUGUUCAACUGCGACAUCUACAACAGUAUAGAUGCAGGAACAGAACUGAAAAAGCUGCUCAAUAGGGGAGCUUCAGUUGAAUGGCAUGAGCAACUGAGGGACUUUAUGGGUGGUAGUAAUGGCAGCAUGAAUGCCAUUGCUAUCCUGAACUACUUCUCUCCCUUGCAAGACUACCUAGAUGAAUUCAUUAAAAACAACUCAAUUGAGGUGGGAUGGAAAGAAGGCCAGGUUGACCAUUACAUGAUCGACUCAGCAUACAUCCCAGCCACAGUUCCUAUUGUGGUUGGUGUUGUGCUUGCAGUGAUGGUCCUCAUUGUCAUUAUUGCCUAUUUUGUGGGCCAAGCCAGGCAAAAGAAGAAGGCAAAGAAAAAUGCUGCAAGCAGUACUCCUGAGAACAUUGAAAUUUCUGUCCAGAAUACAGAGACCAAAUCAACAGGAUCUGUGGACAGCAAUUGAUAUUGGUGAAGUAAUAUUUAAGAAUGAUAAAAUGAAGCAAGUGGAAGGUGAGGCUGUUACUGUUGUGAUGUGUGAAGCGAGCUUUUAUAUGUUAGGAAUAAGAUUUUAUUGUACGUAUGUAAUAGCUAACAGUAUAUAAGUAAGGUUUUCACUUAUUUGUGUAUUACUUGCUAUUAAGGUGGGAAUAAGGAAUUGGGGGAAAUAAAGAAUUAUGCAAAAUUUUAGUGACAAAUUUUUGUCUAUGUUUAAGAUUUCAGGGAAUGGAAAGGAACACUAAACACAGAGGGGAUGAUCAUGUAAUGCUAAGUUCCUUAUUAUAUCAAAGAGCGGGGAAUGCAAGUUUUUGAGCACAUAACAAUUUUUUAUGAAUUAUUGGUGACGGUGAGCAGCAAUGAUUAAUUAAUGUUGUAAGUGUUUGUACUUUGGUAAGAUGUUUGUUCACACUGUGUCUGUUCCAGGACAGAGUACCUAUUUAUGGAAAUCUUCCCUUGAAUAAACCUUGACUCUCA